AUGGCCCCCCUCGUCACGAGUCUCCCCGAUAGUAUCCUUCAACGACUGAACGUCCUUCGUGUCUGUCUAGGCUCGCUUCCUGCCACGGUACCCCUCUCCGAUGCCGUGACACCUCGGUACGACUUCCGCGACUGGCAGUGCAACACAACUCUGCUCGAAGAUUUUGGCACCCACGCAUGCGUACUCAAUCAUGACCUUGAGGUCGUGCUGGCUCCAAACGGCCGUCGGCCUGGUACUCGCCCCGUCGAGUUCAAGGAACGUGGCCCAGGACUUACGGCCGUCCCCGAUGCCAUCGCAGCUGCGCUGUUGAAGACGGGUUGUGCCUCUGAUGCCGUUUUGGAGAAGUGGAUCGAUGAUCUC
This is a messenger RNA of Epithele typhae, 360 nucleotides long. RefSeq lists its product as uncharacterized. The record is from RefSeq and is a predicted model, not a curated record. The annotation marks the transcript as partial. Lineage: Eukaryota; Fungi; Basidiomycota; Agaricomycetes; Polyporales; Epitheliaceae. The transcript has a single exon.